AGUUGGAGCUCUGUGGUUGGAGUUAGGCCUAGUUGUUUGUGGUUAUGUUGCGAGCACAUGUUGACAAAUAGGUGUCUGAGGUUUGUUUUUGGUAUUCGUCAUAAAAAUUAACUUAUAAUCUGUUAAAAUGUUGCGUCGGCAAGCUAGACUCCGUCGCGAGUAUUUAUUUCGCAAGGCGUUGGAGAAUCGGCGUCGUGUCACGUUGGACAAGAAGGAACGAUUGAAACGCAGCUUGGAAGAAGGCACUCAAAUUGAUACAGAUUUGCGACGACAUGCUUUGAAGUUUGUUGACAAAGUCCAGUGGGACGACAAAGGUCCCGAACUUGCUGUUGCUUUAGGAACAGAGUCUGGAGGCGGAGGAAUCAACCAUGAGGACGACGAAUAUAGGUGGGCCGGUGUCGAAGAUCCUAAAAUCAUGAUCACUACCUCUCGUGAUCCUUCUUCAAGAUUGAAAAUGUUUGUAAAAGAGUUGAGACUAAUUCUACCAAAUUCUCAACGUAUGAACAGGGGAAAUUACGAGAUGAAACAAUUAGUUCAUGCUUGUCGGGCUAACGAUGUUACAGACUUUAUAAUUGUUCACGAACAUCGUGGUGUUCCCAACUCUUUAGUUAUCUGUCAUUUACCGUACGGACCUACUGCCUACUUCACGAUAAGCGAUGUUACAAUGCGUCACGAUAUUCCCGAUUUGGGAACAAUGUCUGAACAGUUUCCUCAUCUGAUAUUUCACAACUUUACGACGAAACUUGGGACUCGAGUUUCAAACAUUCUGAAGUACCUGUUUCCAGUGCCAAAAGAGGACAGUCGUCGAGUGAUUACGUUCGCCAAUCACAAUGACUACAUAACUUUCCGCCAUCACAUGUACAAAAAGGUGAACGGAAAAGACAUUGAGCUGACGGAGGUUGGACCUCGGUUCAUGCUGCGGCUGUACGAGAUCAAGCUGGGUACGAUUGACACGGCUGCGGCCUCUGACACCGAGUGGGCCCUGCGGCCUUACAUGAACACCGCCAUCAAGCGGAGGUUCCUGUCCUUCGAUGACGGAUGGAAGCAGGAUGAUGAUUUCGAGGAAGAGGAGGCUCAGUGAACAGAUUCAGUGCCAUCGUCCAAAACAGGAACUCAGUUUACUUUGAGUGCCCCAGUUACAUCUGUAUUAAAAUAUCGAUAGUAUCGAUAUUUCAGUAAGUAGUAUCGAUAUUUUAAUAUCGAUAGUACUAGUGCACCUAGGUCCAAAUUCACCAAAAACGAUAACUAGGUUUGAACGGCAUUUGGUUCUAAGUCAUAUGAUUUUCAAUUGGUUUUGUAAUAUGAUGUUUUGUUUAUUUGGAAUCAACUGACGCUCAAACAAAGUUUUCGUUUUGGUGAAUUUGGUCCUUUAAGGAGAGUCGGAAGGGCCUAUACCACCAAUGUUAAAUUGGCCAACUUCAAUGUACCUUUUUGAGAUUUCCACUGGAGAUAGGCUCAAAUUUUUUAUGAAAGAAUGCAUCUUUAUCUUCAACCUAAUGUAAGAAAUUUACUCUCAAGUCAUUUUCUCUCUAAAUACAUUUUUUUAGAAAAAUGUAUUUUUUCCAAUUAUUCCAUUGUAUUUAUCGUCAAUAUUGAAAAUAUGAUAAAUCGCCUCAAUCACUUUUUAGAAUAAUGCCUAAUGUACAUGUCUGCAAAAUUUCAAAGCUCUAUCUUCAACAGAAGUCUCAAAAAAGGAACAUUUAUAUGGAAAAUUUAGUUUUUUCAGGAAUCGUAUGCAAUUUUUCUAAAAAAAAUGUAUUCAGAGAAAAAAUGAUCUUAGAGUGAAUUACUUCCAUCAGAUUAAAGAUAAAGAGGCAUUCUUUCAUUAAAAAAAAUUGUGAGUCUAUCUCUAGUGGAAAUCUCAAAAAGGUACAUUGAAGUUGGCCUUCCGACUCCCUUCAAGUGAAGUAUCCCGAUCUUUAAUUUGGUGUGAUGAGAAGCUAUUCAAAAAGUGGACGCAAAGUGGUGAUAGUGAUAUCAAUAGGACGCUUUCGAAUAGGAAAAUUUUCAAUCGAGUGUUACGUUGUGAUUAUAACUGAAUUUUAUUAAAAAGUUUUAUCUUAUUAGUGUAAAUAAAGUAAACACUAAAUCUGAAUGACCAAGUUUAGAUUUUGACCUUAAAGCUGUUUCCCACAUUAGGCUUAUAUACGUGUCCGGUUUAGUGAAACUAUCAUUUCCAUAAGUUCUAAUAGGACUAUUCCUACUUGCUUGGCCGGUCUGAGUUGGAAUAGUCAGAUUAGAACACAUAGGAAUUAUUUUUUCACUGGACCGUCAAUGACUGAUAUAUUGGAAUCCGCUUUUAGCCGACAGAAUUGCGUCGUUGUCUGGUUGUGUGAAAUCGCGACUUUCUCAUGGCUAACGCCAGAAAAGUGAUAUUGAACAUCACAUGAGAUUUCAGGAGAAAGUCUAAAUUUUACACAAUCUGGCAAGGCAGUUGUUUAGUCGAUUGUAGCUCAAGUCUUGACUUUACAAGACUUGCACAUUACAAGUACAUUUAUUGUACAUUACAAGGCAAUUAUUGUUUUAUCAUUAUCAGUAACGCAACUAGCUUAUAUAAAUAGAUGUUUACUCGAUGACAGUUGAGAAGCUGAGUGGCUUGAAACAAUUGGAGUAAUAUUAGAGUCAAUUGUAAUACCUCAGUUAUCUCAAGCCUAUUGGGAUUUCAGCUGUAAUUGUGUGACUAAAAAUGUUAAAACUGUUCGCCAUUUUUUUUUACAGAAAAUGAAUAAAUUUUGAUUUAUA
Nilaparvata lugens (brown planthopper) is the source of this 2742-nucleotide messenger RNA. Its product is annotated as U3 small nucleolar ribonucleoprotein protein IMP4. Gene Ontology annotation, cellular component: nucleolus; Mpp10 complex; small-subunit processome. The transcript has 2 exons. The record is from RefSeq and is a predicted model, not a curated record. The coding region runs from base 128 to 1081 and encodes 317 amino acids. Gene Ontology annotation, biological process: rRNA processing. Gene Ontology annotation, molecular function: rRNA primary transcript binding; snoRNA binding. NCBI's taxonomy places the organism in Eukaryota, Metazoa, Arthropoda, Insecta, Hemiptera, Delphacidae.